Polistes canadensis is the source of this 6084-nucleotide messenger RNA. It is a transcript of the gene Ephrin, whose product is annotated as ephrin-A4. The record is from RefSeq and is a predicted model, not a curated record. The coding region runs from base 1609 to 2619 and encodes 336 amino acids. NCBI's taxonomy places the organism in Eukaryota, Metazoa, Arthropoda, Insecta, Hymenoptera, Vespidae. Gene Ontology annotation, molecular function: ephrin receptor binding. Gene Ontology annotation, biological process: ephrin receptor signaling pathway; axon guidance. Gene Ontology annotation, cellular component: plasma membrane. The transcript is spliced from 5 exons.
GAAAGAAAAAAGAAAAAGAAAACAGCGAGAGGUAAGACACGUUCUUCGAUGGUAAAUGGAAUGACACGAAGAGAGAAAAAGAGAGAGAGAGAGAGAUAGAUUGAAGAGGCCACUCGGAUACGCGCGUCUCGCGAGCAGGGAGCGUAAUACCGCGUACCUCUGGAAGAGCUGAAGGAAGAAUAACGCGCGAUGAGUUCUCCUGCGUGUUCGUGAGUCUUCGGUUAAGUUCGGGAGCGUUCGGCACCCUCGGCCGCUGUUGCCGCCGUAGCCGCCGUAGCCGCCGCCGCCGCACGAGUCUGCUGACGCGAGACGAACGGCCGCGACGGCUCGGCUCGGGCCGACAGACGCGUCCGCGACACCAAGCAGGAAAGUAUCGUUUUCUCUCCGCGUGCAGAAAGUCUUUCGAACGGCGGUACUGUUCGACCUAUAACUACGGCCUAUCAUAACGUUGCUUCAUUCUAAACCCAAUAUUUUUUUCUUUAUUUCACAUAGAUUUUUUUCCAUACUCCUACGAUAACAAACAUGAUAAUGUGAUUUGAAAACUUUUUUUUUUCGAAAUAAAAUCAGUGGGUAGAAAUAAUAGUGUACUUACGAUUCUAUCAUCGAUACCUAAAGUUAUUUUUGAAAUCUGCGGAUUCAGUGUUUCUUUGUUCUCAGUGAAAGCAGGUGAAUAAAUAAAAAAAGAAGAAGAAGAAGAAGUUAUUUAAGUUAAUUAUUCGUCUUGUUAUGAAACAAUACGUUUUGAAAAUAAUUUCAUAGUGUAUAAUAUUGUUCUUCAAGAGAUUUACUACUCCUUUAAAGAGUUAUAUUCUACAUAGCAGUAUAGGGAUUUUUUACGGUCCUCGUGAUACAUCUACUUUGAUUCGUUCGGCUCGAAGAACGAUCUUCAAAGAAGAGUCGGUUCGAAGAACUUAUUCUUCUACCUAGAGGUUUGGUGUAAGGUGUACGGUGUACGGUGAGAGAGAGAACGCGCGUAGGUCGAAGAUCGACGGCCGACGGUGCGCCGUUGAUAUGCGGAACGUCUCGAACCACCAAGCACCGUGAUUUUCUCGAGAGAAAACUCCUGGAAAAAGCUGGACCAAUGAGAGGUCUGGCAAGAUACACUCUAGGCGAGAGAAGCACGGGAUGGAUCCAUGGGACAAGGUAUACUUCGCUGGACAACUUUGAAAAGGACCGAACGGAGUCUGGAAACGAUCGAGUUUGAUCAUUCAGUCGGAUAACGCAGAUUAACUAUCCUUGUUAAUUUCGUAGAUAUCUUUGAUCGACGUGGAUUCCUCGUAAUAGAUCAUCGUUUGCGUCUAUGAUAAAUCAUCGAUUUUUCUCAAAGAUAAAUAUAUUGGGUGGAUUCGAAAAAAGGAUUAGGGAGAGGCAACUAGCUGAUAGAAAAGUUUAAGUGCUAAAGUGGAUGUGGUGGCCGUGCGACGAAUUGGUGGAAGGUGGUUGUGGACGACACCAACGACGACGACGCCGACGAAAGUGCAAGUGUUCUACUCGUUCCUCUUGCUGUUGUUGUUGUUGUUGUUGUUAUCGUUAUCGUUUUUUCAUUGUUCUCAUUGUUGAGUCCAAGUGGCCGUACUGACGGUGCUCGUCCUCGUCCACGUUUUUACGAUGGUUUCCAAGUCACUUAUGACCCUGGUGUUCCUCGUGUGCCUACAAACGGUUUUACUCUCAACCGUGAGCAACUGCGCGAAGGCGAUCAGCUUGUAUUGGAACACCACGAAUUCGAUAUUUCGAAUAGACAACACGGAUCAUAUAAUAGACGUUAACAAGAAUAACGCGGUGUUCGAGUACGAUCAAGUGAACAUAAUUUGUCCAAUGUAUAAAACGGGCACAUAUGAUACGGAAAAAUACCUCAUUUACAACGUGUCUAAAGAAGAGUACGAGACGUGCCGAAUAACGAACCCGAGUCCUCGGUUAAUAGCAAUUUGCGACAAACCAUACGAGGAUAAGUACUACACGAUCACCUUCAGGCCGUUCACGCCACAACCGGGGGGUCUCGAGUUUCUACCCGGCCACGAUUACUACUUCAUCAGCACCUCGUCCAAGGAAGAUCUGCAUAGGCGCAUCGGUGGACGAUGCAACACCGACAACAUGAAGGUUGUUUUCAAGGUUUGCUGCAGCAACGACACCUCCUCCUCGUCUGCCACGUCUCGCAACAAUUCCGUACCCGUGACCAGCAGCACCGUACCCAGCAGCAGCUCAACGAGCACCGCAGUUUUGGGCGGAGGAGCAAGUGGUAUGAUGCCACCACCACAGUCACCGAGCGUCCUCAAAGGUGGAGAACGAUUCUACCCGGGAGGCAACAUUCAUCAUCAUCGCGAUCAUCAUCAACCGGCUACGGUGAUGCCGACCCACGUUCCCCCUUCAGCGUUGUACCCUGUACAUCCGCAUCAGCCACAGCCUCCGAUUCACAAUGGACCUCCGUCUGUCUCCUCGCCGCCAAAGACCUCGAUUGGACAGAAGAAAAAGAACAAGGAAUACUCCGAUCAUCCUAACGAGGUAGUGAAGAACGAAGAAUUAACGUACAACGGUGCGACGUCGUACGGUUUAGAGCAGGUCCUGUUUCUGAUGGUCUCCAGCCUUCUGAUAAGUGUUUUCGUUCCGCAAUUGUUGCGGUGAAGCGACGACACUGCCAACGAAGAGCGUAUCCCAUGCGUCGAACCCCUUCUUCUGUGAUUAUCCUACGUUUAAUUAAUUUCCUGAGGCACGCAGCGCUACUACUGUCGUGCGCUGUAGCCCCUCGAUCGUGGGACGCGCGCAGAUCAACCAUUGCUCGUCGGUUGCGAGCAAAUACUCUGAGAUCGGAAUGCUGAGAUUGAAGAAAAAGAUAUAUAUAUCUAUUAAAUAAAGGUAGAAAUAUAUAUAUAUGCGAACGGACCUAAGAAGAUUACUAUUGUCCGAAUAAGAAACUCGCGGCAAAGCCAUAUUAACUACUAAUGAAAAGGAAAGACAAACGGGAUGGCGUAUUAAUGUCAUGAUAGUCGAACAAGACGACAACAACGAGAAAGAAAGAGAAGAAGAUGAAUAAGAAAGAAAGAAAGAAGAAAAAGAUGAAGAAAAAAUGCUGAAAAAUAUAAUGAAGAAGAAGAAGAACGUGGAGAAACGCUGCUACUAGAUACUAUUAUAGUACGCCCACUAUUAUCACUACUAUAAAUGGUAGUCGUAUUGGUUGUCCUUCUUAUCGUUACGCUAAUUCUAGGUAUUUAUUCGAAAAAUACAAGAGAGCGUGGAAAAUAAGUGCGAGUGUAUGAAAGUAAAUGCCGAACGAACGAACGAACGAACGAACGAACGAAAGAACGAACGCGUGAGAAAAAUAUGUGUGCGAGAGUAAUGCGUGUUUAAAUAUCUUCGAAGCGAAUAACGUUUUUAACACGCGUACGGAGAGGGUCGAAUCUAUCCUGAAAUAACGAACAAAUCUUCGUGAAAUCAACGGAAGAUAAGACUCGGAACGAUUAAACUUGACGGAAACAAUGAUAUUAUCUAAUCAUCGUCGAUAAACUAAUGUUCGUUUUAAUUGAUAAAUCGUUCUAGUUCAUCUUACCGUUUGAAUUUUCUUAAAAGCGCGUAAUCGUGCAUUCGUCUAACCAGGAUAAUUAGCACGCCUGUAAAUAAAUUCCUAAUGAAUAUGUACAAGUGAAUCCUUGUAAGCUUAUAUUCGAGCUGCAAGGAGAUUUAGGAGAGUGCCGUAUACUAGACGAAUCUUAUAUAUGACGCACGAGUGAGCGAGAAAGAGAUAAAGAUAACGGCGUAACCAUUAACGAGAACAUAAAGCAUACAUUUGCGAAAUAAAUACGAUUAAAACGUGAGAUAAAAAUCUAUCGUUGAUAUUGACUAUUUCGCAAAUUCAAGGGACAACGUUUCUAACGAGUUUAUCUUGAUCCUACGCGCCGAUUUUAAUUUGACGAAUCGACGAUUAUCAACUAUCUCUUCUCGUCUCGAUCGUUGCAAAAAAGUAUAUAUUAUCCGUGGAUGCAAGAAAGAAAGAGAGAGAGAAAGAAAGAGAGAGAGAGAGUGAGAGAGAGAGAGAGAGAGAGUAUGUUUGCGUAUUCAAGAGCCGAUAAAAAUAUUCUCUAUGAAUGCGUGAUGAUAGCGAGAAUGUGAAAAUUUGUAUAAUACCUGUACCAUACCGAACUCUAUCUAUAGAUCUGUAUUAUAUUUAUUAUCCGCUAUUAUAUUACACUACGAAUAUUCAAUCGAUAUUCUAUAUUUACUAGUAAAAUAUCAAAUUUAAUAGCGAAUAAAUUGCGUAUCGACGUGGUGGGAGACAAAGGGAAACAGAGAAAAAAAGACAGAAAAAGAAGGCUUAUGAGAAAGGAGAACAACGAUGAAGAAGAAGAAGAAGAAGAAAAAGAAAAAGAAAAAGACUCGAGGCCUCUUAUUCUCUAAAUACGGCUAAAAACUCUUAUCGCAUUUGUUGAUUUUUUCCACUAUCCAUUAUUAUAUCGGGUUUAUAAAUAUUAAUGCAUUUAACUCUGAUUGGUGCGAAUGAAAAACGAUUGGCCGUGCGAUCAUCUUCUUUAAUAUUUUUUUGUUUUCUUUGUAUCUUGCAUCAUACUUAUGAUCUAUUUCUAUUUGUUAUUUUUCUAAUUUUAUUUAUUGUCCGUCGUUCAAUCGUAUCAUGCCACGUUGUUACACGUAUAUACAUUCGUCAUAUACACGACACGCGACACACAGACAUAAGUAAAACACACAUUAUUAAACACACUUGAUUAAGCGUAUAUUUUCGCGAAGAGAAAUUCGCGAAAAUAUUCGAGUAUGCAAGAGAAUAAUAAGUGCGAACGAUUGUUCCGUUACGCCAUUGGCCAUUGAAAGAUAAUUAGAUCUAAUGAAUUAUUAUUGUAAAUAUGUGUAUGCGAAAAAAUAUCGUAUGAUAAUGAUGAUAAGAUGAUGCUACUGACAUUGGAAAAAAGAGGGAAAUUUGUGAAAGAUACGAAAAUGAACGAAAGAGAGAGAGAGAAAGAGACAAAGAGAGAGAGAGAGAACAAGAUACCCUUUUUAUUCCGAAUCGUAGAUAAAAAAAAUGAUAGAGGAUCCUUAAAAUGCAUAGGCUGCUCGAUCGACCAAUCGUUUUCGUCUUUCGUCAAACGAAUCGUCGUCCUUCCUGCACCGACCUUGACAUGAACGAAAACAGAAAUGAAUAUAAGAUCGGCCGAAAGCGAAAUAAGAAAAAUACUAAAACGCGUGUUUAAUGUUAUCCACUACAGUAUUGUUAAGCCUAAGUAUUACAUGCCUACAAUCCAUGUCUGUUUGUCUGUCUGUCUGUCUGAUCGCGUGUCUGUUUACCGUUUGUAUACUUUUUCCUCAUACGUUAUUAAUCGCAAUAGCAUAUCACAAUGAAUAUUACAAUGAUGACGUUUUACGUAUAGCAAGAGGAAACGUUUCUUUUUUUUUUUUUAUUUUCUUUCUUAUAUUAUCGAUUGUAUAAAAAUUCGUUAAAUGUGUUUUUAGUUUAUCACACGUAACUCCGUUUAUUUUCUAUUUUAAUUUGAAAAUCACGGAUGUUUUUCAUUUCAAGUGGAAAUAAGUGGUACGUUUUUGCAACGACUAACAGUAAAUCAAAGACCGCAACCAAGAACCUCAAAGACAAUCACUCACACAUUGUAAAUUAUCCGAAGCUUUCUCUCAAAGUAGAUCGAUCGUAAACGUCAGAAUCCUGUAGGUAAUCAACUUACGUCCGAAAUAGAAGAAUUUCACGCAGAUGUAUGUAAAUACGAAACGUUCUUAUUAUACAUACGUUUGGUUAACGGUCCCGUGUCGUUCAAAAACGUACAAAACUCUACUAUUGCAUUUUCACGAUCGGUAUUAUAAUUGAUUUAUCAUUUUCCUUACUUUUAUUCAUUGUGUAAACUUGAAAUCGUGAAAGAAGCAUCAUUGAAAAAGCGUCCCUCUUUGCUAGUUUCGUAAACGAAUUCAUCGUAUCCACAAUUGAUAACAUACUCACACUUCAGCGCCAAUAAAGCGAUACAACAAACGUACAUAGAUCCACGUGAAUGGUAUUCAUUCAUACUGAUGAUAGGUGAAUACAGUAUAACAAUAAUAUAGAAACGAGCUAUCGAUAGAAAAUAGACAAGGUCACUCACUGCA